CCCGAACCUGAACCUGAACUGCUCACCACCUCAACCUCUUACCACACUUGAUGCCACUCCACGUUGCGCCCCUGCAAAAAUGCUCGGACCAAAUUGUUUGAAGAUGGUGUGCCAGCCGUGGCGGUUCCACUUCUUUCCCUCAAGACUAUAAACACCUCCGUCAUGCCCUGUGGAAAUCCAGGCUCCACUUCGACCUCCAAUGCUGACUGUUGACUGUUGACUGUUGACUACUGACUGCUGGACACCAUGGGCGAAAGCAAGAUUCCUAAGAACAACCUCGCACGCAUCCGCGACAACCAGCGCCGAUCGCGUGCUCGCCGGAAGGAGUACCUCCAGGAGCUUGAGCAGAAGUACAGAGCAUGUCAACAGCUUGGCAUUGAGGCUUCUGCUGAAGUCCAAGCUGCUGCUCGCAAGGUGCUAGACGAGAACAAGAGACUGAGAGCACUACUGCGAGAAAAGGGCGUCUCCGAAGCAGAAGUCAAUUCCUGUCUAAACGCCUCAUCAGAAGACUCCCAGACGCUGACCUCGUCGACUUCGUUGAACAACCUGCUUGGUCGACGGGUGCACUACACCGAAGAAAGCUCAAGUGCAACCCAGGACUGGGUAGCUCGCGACUCUCCUCACCCGAUCAGCUCUACCAGUGUGCCUGUUGCUGUACGUCGCUAUCACACACCCAGCCUCCAGCAUGACACCACGCGCUCCGGAAGUCCGCACUCCAAUCCCUCACCCAUCUCAGUCAGCGAUGCACACUCUUCGUACUCUCACUUCUCCGCUCCACCCUCUGAGGAAUACACCUCAGAGCCCGGCACCUUCCCACAUCUCAGCUACCAGUACGAUCUGGGCCCAAAUUGCCAGUGGCCUCUUCCAAUCAACUCCUACACACCACAUUCAGAUAUCGGGGGUUGGAGUGACGUUGGACACGACGUUGGCAUGCACGCAGCCUGGUUUGACGAGCAAUCCGCAUACGUUCGACCUUGUGGACAGGUAUAACAGUCCCUAUGGAGGCUGAACGAUUGUUGCAUCGCUAUCUUCGGCGGACUGCUUUGGUAGCGCACCGUGCUUCUUCAUCGAGGAUAUGCCUUGUCAACGCUCGUCGAAUUUCAAUUGUGUGAAGCCCCAUCGCAUGCAUUGUAGCGCCUAAGGCGCGAUGGGCCGGAGUUAAGGGGGGCGACGCAGCUCACGUGAUCACGAGCCUGGGUUAACGAUAUAUGUCUUUUUUCCUCUGGACGUUCUGACGUCCAAUCGUAUGUUUCACUUAUCCCUGUAUCCUGUUUUCAAUACACUCGAGUCUUUUUUAGCGUUGCAUCUGGUCUCGGGGUCUUUUCCAUGGUGCGGCUUUUUCAAAUUUUUUUUCACUCGCUGUUCAUCAGCAUAUGUGUACAAUACCUCAUUGAACUUCCGUCGUGUACGCGUACAAUCAUUCCACCUUU
This is a messenger RNA of Pseudovirgaria hyperparasitica, 1430 nucleotides long. RefSeq lists its product as uncharacterized. The record is from RefSeq and is a predicted model, not a curated record. The transcript has 3 exons. Bases 247 to 990 code for a protein of 247 amino acids. Lineage: Eukaryota; Fungi; Ascomycota; Dothideomycetes; Acrospermales; Acrospermaceae.